Molecule: messenger RNA, 1002 nt
Organism: Bipolaris oryzae ATCC 44560
Lineage: Eukaryota; Fungi; Ascomycota; Dothideomycetes; Pleosporales; Pleosporaceae
Exons: 3
Coding region: 1-1002 (333 amino acids)
Biological process (GO): U6 snRNA 3'-end processing
Cellular component (GO): nucleus
Molecular function (GO): 3'-5'-RNA exonuclease activity
Source: RefSeq, a predicted model, not a curated record
AUGGCCCUCGUCGCUUAUCCGGACUCUGCCUCGGACGACGAGGGGACGGAGCAUGAUAAGACCCCCGUCCACCCUGUUCAGCCUGCACACCCGCCUACCAAGCCUGCUCCCAGCGAUGCUCUGCCACCGCUCCCGCCAGCUUUCCAUGACCUCUACGCGGUAAACGCCCGCGUCAGCACUAGCGACAAUCCAGACCUCCACGGCGGGCGUCGACGUGCUGUGCCACAUAUCCAGGGCAAUUGGCCCAGUCACGUCUAUCUAGAGUGGAUACCAACACAGCGUGAAUCCGUUGCUCUACUCGACUUGAUAAAGCACGUGAAGAGUGUACUCGAACUUGAAAACACCAAGCGUGUAAAGAAGUUGCCAGUACCAGAGGACAUUACGCCUUCGCUUCAAUCAGACCUAGGCGUGCCGUUGCCUCUGCAUGUAUCAUUGUCGCGUACGCUGCAAAUCAAGACCGAGGACAGAGAAACAUUUCUCGACACUCUCGGCGCUUCUUUGCGACGAUGCGCAGUCUCCGUAUUCAAUUUCGAGUUUCAGGGCCUGAAAUGGGUGCCCAACUUUGAGCGCAACCGGUGGUUCUUAGUACUUGCCAUCAAAAGACCAGAGAACGACGAGUUAAACAGCCUACUCCAUGCAUGUAACCAAGCUGCUAAGAAUACCGGACAUCCAGCCUUGUACACCGGCGGUGCGGGAGACGGCCCGAUGGAAGACGUCGACCAUGACCACAGGCCAAAGAGAAGGAAGGUCGACAAGAAUGACACCCAGACGCAUGAUUAUUCACCAUAUUUCCACGUCAGCAUAGCCUGGAACUUGACUGAGCCUGACGCUGAAUGGACGGCUCUAAUUCAAAAAAUCAACGCCACCAAGUACAUUCAGACACCAGAUGCUGUGUUUGACGCGGUAAAAGUAAGGAUUGGCAACGCAGUCCACAAUAUCCCGUUGGCCGCCAAAAGACCUGGUUUAGGAAAAAGUGGACGAGCGGGCUUGGGCUUGGGCUGA